Tigriopus californicus is the source of this 1553-nucleotide messenger RNA. Its product is annotated as spermine oxidase-like. The record is from RefSeq and is a predicted model, not a curated record. The transcript has 2 exons. Gene Ontology annotation, molecular function: polyamine oxidase activity. NCBI's taxonomy places the organism in Eukaryota, Metazoa, Arthropoda, Copepoda, Harpacticoida, Harpacticidae. Bases 1 to 1506 code for a protein of 501 amino acids.
AUGCACAGAGUAUCUCUUGAAGCCAGUGGGUCAGUUCUUGUCUCGGGGUUCAAAAAACUAGGAAGUUCAAAUUUCUAUCAGCACAGAAUCAGUGCCCCUGGAAAUAUGCAUCAGAUUAUAAUCAUCGGAGCUGGAACUUCUGGCCUAAUGAGCGCUCUACGUUUGGCAGAAGCUGGAUACGAUGAUAUUCUUAUUUUGGAGGCCGAAAUGAGAAUCGGAGGUCGGAUCCUGACCAUUCCGAAAAACGGCAAGUGGCUUGAACUAGGAGCUCAGUGGAUCCAUGGGAAGGGUAAAAACCCUUUGUGGAGGUUUGUGCAAGAGCACAAGAUUCCAAUUCAUGCCGAGGUCAAUCGAGAUGGCGAAGGAAGAUUCGUCAGGAACGAUGGACGAGAAAUGCCUUCGAGUAUUUUAGAAGAAACCAUGGUCAAAUUGGAUUUCAUUCACGACGACUGCAAUAAGUUCGCCAAGGAUCCCAAAAAGUUUGCUCAACUUUCCAUUGGAGAAGUGUUUAAAAAAGAGUUUGAUACUUGGUUGCAUGAAGAAAAAAUUGGGCAUGAGCCUCACGAACACACCGAAUGGAGACGUCAGUUUUUUCAGUGGUACAUCAAGUGGGAAGAGUGUGAUGCGGGAUGUGAUAGUUUGGAUGAGCAAUCUGCAGUAUCCUGGGGACAAUAUGUCGAUUAUGAUGACGAUACAAGCUUUGCGGAGGGUUAUGUUUCACUCUUAAACAAGAUCAAAGAACUCCUGGACAAAACAAAUGUGGAAAUAAAGUUAGACCAUGCGGUAACAAGCAUUCAAUACGAUUUGGAGGGUGGAGCCCAGUUGACGUGUGAAAACGGAGAAAUCUUUCAGGCAUCCCAUGUUAUUUCGACCGCAUCCUUAGGAUACCUAAAACAGCAUCAUAAUGAACUCUUUCAACCCCCACUGCCUAGUCGCAUGGUGAAUGCUAUUGAAAGUAUUGGUUUUGGAACAAUUGACCGCAUCAAACUGGAUUUCGUUGCUCCCUUUUGGGAUGCCUCAAAUCCAGGAUAUAUGAUCCUCUGGGAUCGGAACAUUAACGACGAGCCUCUGAAUCGCUCAACUUGGGUGCAACACGUGGUUGGAUUUGAUGCAGUGAUUGACCAUCCGAACAUGUUGAUGGCGUGGGUAUCUGGGGAAGCUGCCCGAAUCAUGGAGUCCCUCCCGGAUCAAACCAUUGCCACGCAACUCUGCGAUGUAUUGAGGCUGGUCACAAAGAAAUCUCUACCAGAUCUGAAAAGUGUUGACGUUACCAGAUGGUACACCAACCCGUUUCAGCUAGGGGUGUAUAGCUACCGCUCUCCAAAGACUGAUCAAAAAGGCUUGGGUCCCAAAGAUCUUGGAGAGCCAAUCAUAGUUCUCGGUCAGCCAAGAAUUCUCUUUGCCGGCGAAGCCACAGAUCCUGACCACUAUGGCACCGUCCAUGGCGCCUUCACAGCAGGAGAACGCGAAGCCAAAAGGUUAAUCGAUUUCUUUAAGGCUCAAUAGCGUUUAUCAUUUAUUGGUUAACACUUUAAUAAAGGUUUCCUUCGAUA